AUGUCGGACCACACCCUGCGGCCUGCAUUGAAAGGUCCUGCCAUUGCUUCACUUAAACCUGCGAAAAACAAUAACACCGUGUAUACCGGCACCCUCGAGCGCGGCAACAACGAUAUCGGGGCCCUGUCAGACUGCCUUCGUACCGCUUGGGCUUGCCUCGGCGGUGCAGCCGUAGACUGGGCAGGCUUCAUAUCAGGCUACUGCGCCAUACAGGACAAGCGGUCCCUCAGCAUGCUGCGUGGUGGCCUGCCCCUCUACCAGUGGGACCACCGCCGCGAGUUCUGGGCCAAGCCUCGCAUCGGUAGGCUCUUUUGCACGCAGCAGCAUCGAGUGCACGAGCUGCUGGCCAAGAGACGCCCUGACGGUACGGCCGAGGCCGUCCGAUAG
This is a messenger RNA of Pyricularia grisea, 387 nucleotides long. RefSeq lists its product as uncharacterized. The coding region runs from base 1 to 387 and encodes 128 amino acids. The transcript has a single exon. The record is from RefSeq and is a predicted model, not a curated record. Lineage: Eukaryota; Fungi; Ascomycota; Sordariomycetes; Magnaporthales; Pyriculariaceae. Gene Ontology annotation, molecular function: transferase activity.